AUGCGGUACAAAUCUCCACGCUCCACGCUAUCCAAGUUUUACCGCCCUUCUCAGCCCCUCGCCCUUACCCAAGCAGCCGAACAUGACCCCGACCUCUGGAGCAAGGACAAGGGCAAGCAGAAGGAGGCCGUCAAGAAGCAUCUUGCUGAGAAGGUUCGCAACGAUUGGGAGUUUAUCUGGCCGCAACCACCGCAACCGCCGCAUCAUCCACCAUCUCCGACUUUGGAACCUGUAGUCGACCAUCCCGAACCACCUGUGUCGUCUUCUGGUCCCUCUACCGCCACUCCUGCCACGCCUGCGACGCUUGCUGUUGAGCCAGAGUCGGCCCACCCCACAGACACCGAGCUGGACGAUCAUCAUAUUGAUCCCGACAGCGACGCCGAAUCGGUAUACAGCACGCUUUCCGAAGACCCAGUACACUUUCGACCUCGGCUCGAAUGGGCAUCGGAUCUCUCCGAUGACGAUGACGUCCGGCCUCGUUCUUCCCUUUCUCCCUUCCGCUUCGACAGUCCGGACGCAGUCGGAUCCGCCGUCAAGGCAUCGGUCAUCGAGAAGCGUGCACAACGUCGGAGAGCCUUGCGCGAAGAGAUGCGCUGGAAUGAUGGGCUAGCGUGCUUUGAGGCUCGCCGGGACGCUUGGACGGGGGCCAAGACCGUCCGAGUACGUCCCAAGUUUCCGUCGCCCCCGAGCCCCCUUACUCCCCUCUCCCCUCGGCGGCUUUUCCGCCGCUCAUCCAUGUCCACGUCUCCCAUCCACGUCCACCCCGUGCCCUCCCUGCCACUACCACUGCAGCAGAGGCGUAGCAACGACACGUCCGCCGCCGCCUCCGACGGCUCGGAAGCGUUGAAGGACAACGAGCUCACGAGCCACCGCACAAAGGACUCGUCCCAGUCGACCGCUACAACCUCCGCCGCCUCCACCGCGAACUUGCCGGUUGAGACGCUUCUACCUAUCCCGCCCCCCAUCCUCCCUCCCAGAAACCCGAUGCGCGCCUCUAUCACGCCAGCCAUCUACAUCUCCCUGUACGAGAAAGUUAUAGUUCACAACCUCACCCCUUCUUGUCCCGUCAACCUCGCCGAUAUGAUCCGCGCUUCCGUGGCCGGCUGGAAGCGCGAUGGAGAAUGGCCGCCUAAACCAUCCGCUGUUGACCCCACGAGCGUCGUUGCCGUUCGAAAGAAGAAGAGACUCUCCGUCGCCUCGGCCGAAAAGCGGACGGCGUCCCGGCGCAUGAGCUUGGGGUUCCUCACUAGGGGAGAGAAAGCCAGCCCGGAGACCGAGGAGACCACCAGCCCUGCCAGGGGAAUCCGCCGAAGCUUGCAGCGGGUCCUGGGACUCGGUCACCCCCCUCCGUCGUCCCCCACUGCCGUUGUUACACCACCUCCGGCGACCCGGCCACCGCCGUGA
Messenger RNA from Sodiomyces alkalinus F11, 1404 nucleotides. RefSeq lists its product as hypothetical. NCBI's taxonomy places the organism in Eukaryota, Fungi, Ascomycota, Sordariomycetes, Glomerellales, Plectosphaerellaceae. The transcript has a single exon. Bases 1 to 1404 code for a protein of 467 amino acids. The record is from RefSeq and is a predicted model, not a curated record.